AUGAAUGAAUGCAUGAGCAAUGGAUUACGCGGGGUAAAUGGCCCCUCCGACGGCUAUGUGGUGCCCCAUAGAGCCGUGGGCGAGCGCUUUGGCACGAUGCCAGGAGAUCAAUAUGACCGGGAGCCCGGGCAAAAGGCUUGGUUGGCCCGAAUGGCCUUCCGCGCCUCUUUCGAGUCCGAUGAGAUCGAGCAGAUGUCAUCGACCAGCACGGAAGAUGUGCCAUUGACGCUGAAGAAAGAACCGAUCAUCAUCAAAGGAGUUGGGCAUAUCACACUAUUUGGCCUGAAUUCGCGAUUUGAUACGGAUUUUCCUGCAGCACUGGUUGGAAGGGUAGCCCCUGAAGAGUUGACGGCAACGUUAAGACGGAUAAAUCUCGUCUUGAAGCGUCAUGUCGAGGUUUCUGGCCGGUGGCUGAUCGGAGGUUUAUUACUUUGCUGCUGUUCCCUUGGCUGUUCAAUGUGGCCGGUGAUUUGUUUGAGUCGUCGGGCCGUGGCUGCUCUCGAAAAAACAUUGGAUUAUGAAAAUCAUCAUUUGUAUCACAAGCUGGGCAUGCAUUGGAGUCUUGGCCGCCGAAAUGUCGAUUCGAGAUUAAGCGAAUACGUCCUGCUCCUUGACUACAUCCCCAAAUUGCCAUUGCUGGUGCCGGAC
Molecule: messenger RNA, 648 nt
Organism: Mesorhabditis spiculigera
Lineage: Eukaryota; Metazoa; Nematoda; Chromadorea; Rhabditida; Rhabditidae
Source: the annotation of a GenBank genome assembly